AUGGUUUACGGUUUGGGAUCUAAUUAUUGGGGAUCUCUUGGUUUGGGACACAAUCUAUACGUCAAUGAAAUCCAAGUGAUCGACAGAUUGUGUCACAAGAAUAUCACACAAUUCUUCAAUGGAUACGACUUUGUAUUAGCACUCACUCGACAUAAUGUUCUCUAUGGUUGGGGUUAUAAUGAUUGUGGACAGUUAGGUAUGGCACAUAAGAGUUCGGAUCACUUAUACGCAGAACCGGUACCUUUUGAUCCCAAAUUCAUAGGUAAUAAGUCUAUUAAUCAAAUAAGUUGUGGUUAUUAUCACAUAAUGAUUCUCACGAGUGAUGGUUGUGUCUAUGGAUGGGGUGAUAAUAUGUUCGGACAGUUAGGUUGUGGACCAGACAGUGAUAUACAAAAUAGAGAAACAUUUCGAGUGAAUUUCAAUCCUAAUCACGAAAUUAAAAGCAUUUAUUGCAGUGAAUACUCUUCAUUUGCCAUCACAUCCAAUGGACAGGUGUUUAGUUGUGGUCGAAAUGAUUGGUGUAAUUUGGGACACAAUUCAUCGGAUAAUAUAUGGGAACCACAACUCAUUGGAUACAUGACUGUUGUUUCCGAUGUGAGUCAAUACAAACGUUUGUACGAAGACUUGCAAUCAUUAGGUUCGGGAGCUUUUGGGGAAAUAUUUGUUGUUAAACAUAAAUAUGAGGGACGAGAAUAUGCGGUUAAGAAAAUUAUAUUUGAAGAUAACCAAAAUUUGUUGGAAUGUUACGAAGAAAUGAUAAAAUUGAUAAAAGUUAGGUCAGAAUAUUGUGUACAAUAUAUGAGGCAAUGGAACGAUGAAAAAGUGUAUUACAUUCAAAUGGAGUUAUGUUCUCAUAGUCUGCAUAAUAUUCUUCAACACAAACCACAAGUAUUUGGUCGACAACCGGGAGAACCCAUGAAUUCAAUGGAGUUUUACAUUUCGUGUCAUAUAUUCAAAGAGAUCUUAGAAUGCGUUCAAUAUUUACAUGAAUUGAAUCCACAGAUCAUUCAUAAAGACCUGAAACCCGACAAUAUAUUAGUAGCGAAGAAUGUAAGGAAUGGCAGGUAUUUAAAAGUGGCUGACUUUGGGUUGGCGUUACUGCACUCCAGGUCAUCUGGAAGUCAUACCACAGGAGUAGGAACUCUUCAAUACAUGGCACCGGAAGUUAGACUGCAAACUAAAUAUACACCCAAAGCAGAUAUUUAUAGCCUGGCAGUCAUUGCCCACAAAUUGUUUAAUUUGAAUAAUUUAACGUAA
Molecule: messenger RNA, 1257 nt
Organism: Oppiella nova
Lineage: Eukaryota; Metazoa; Arthropoda; Arachnida; Sarcoptiformes; Oppiidae
Source: the annotation of a GenBank genome assembly